Molecule: messenger RNA, 6256 nt
Organism: Mercenaria mercenaria
Lineage: Eukaryota; Metazoa; Mollusca; Bivalvia; Venerida; Veneridae
Product: ficolin-1-like
Exons: 5
Coding region: 6-1412 (468 amino acids)
Source: RefSeq, a predicted model, not a curated record
CAGCCAUGGAAUGGAUUAAUAUACUUUUUAUAUUUCCGAUUUUAUUAGAAAAAAUAGUGUUUGUCAAAGGAAAUGGUCCUGUGGUCAAGUUCAGUAAAUCAGACUUCAAAGGUUGUAUUGCAUCUGACAGUGUGUUGAACAAUGGGACCAAAGUCUCGCUUCCGCAAUGUGUGGACGAGUGUGCGUUUAGACCAGACUGUCUGGCAGUCAACUAUUUCAGAUAUUUUCAGCUAUGUGAACUUCUUCCGGUUGAUGCUGGGAAUCUUUACCAAAGUAGUGGAAACAAUCGCGCAUGUGUGUUGGUUAAAAAGGCUGAUAUGGAUCUCAGUGGGAUACAGACGAGGUGCUCCUGUGCCGCUGGGGAGUCAUGCGUUCUUGAGUCUCACCUGACAUGUACAAACAAAGAAUGCGAACCAAUUAACUUAGAUAAUGGUCAUGUAUUUGGGAACAUGCUGUCGAUAGGGUCUGUGGCAGCAUUUAAAUGUGACGAGAUGUACAUAGAGGUAAAUGGGAAGAGUGAAGCAACAUGUCUCGCUAAUGGAACAUGGUCAUACUACCCUACGUGCAAACGAGAUUGUAACGAUCCUAUACACAUUAGUAAUGCAACGCUUAGCAACGGCAAGACGUAUGAAGGUCAAAACAGAACAUUCGUAUGUAAUCCAGGAUUAAUAUUCCCCAGCGGAAACAUUGUCGUGGCAACAACGUGCCAGCCUGAUGGCCAAUGGUCAGCCAUGCUGUGUCCAACAGAAACAAAUGAAAACAACAUAUGCAGCGGAUGUGUACGCCCAAGGGAUUGUCAAGACAUACAAGUUUUAAACGAUUCUGCGCAAACAGGAUUGUAUGAGGUUUAUCCAGCAGGCAGUAUUGGCUUCGAGGCGCGUUGUGACAUGGACACGCCUCCUGGUGGGUGGACCGUAAUACAACGCAGAGUAUCUGAUAGCCAUUUCAAAAGAAACUGGGAAGAAUAUAAAGAAGGAUUUGGUAAUCUGAAUGAUAACUUUUGGUUAGGCAAUGACAAAAUAUGGAGAUUAACAAACGGUGGACAUUACAAACUACGAGUUGAUCUCACAGAUGAGAAUGGAAUUAAAGGAUUUGCACAAUAUAGUUCCUUCUCCAUUGGAGAUGAAACUUCUAAUUUUACCCUGCAUGUCUCAGGACACAGCGGAACAGCGAGUGAUGGUUUGCUUGCAAUUCACAACGGAAUGAUGUUUAGUACUUUCGAUCAAGAUAAUGACAUUCACCACAUCAAUUGUGCAGAUACAUUUGGAGGUGGUUGGUGGUACGCUGACUGUCACCAUACGAAUCUGAACGGAUUCUAUGGUGACCAAGCCCCAAACUAUGGAAUGACUUGGAGACACUGGAGGGACGGAUCCACGUUUAUGUCAUUCACAGAAAUGAAAAUACGACGCUAAAAAUAAAAUCUAAUAUGUCGCAAGAAAAUUGAAUUGACUUGCGUAAUUUAAAGCCACUGACCUCCUCCAGAUUCUGGCUAAAAAUGAUCUUUCUUUAAAAUUAAAGUUUGGUCCUCAUGAACAGAAGAACAUGCGUUUUCUUUGAAAACUCUCUUAAAUAGUCGGGAAUCCAACCCGGGCCGCCACGACAAUAAAACUUUUCUUGACCAGUACUCCAUGGAAUACGUACAUAUCGGUCGUUAAAUACAAAUCUUUAUAUUUAAGGUAGUUUACCUCCGGUACCCUGUUACAAACACCACUUUUCAGUUUUAAAUGGAAAACUUACUGAGAAAACAAUUAAUUCUUAUGUGUAUUAAUAACAUACUGUUCAAUCUGUCAGUAAAGUUUCAAAGCCUUCUAAAGAAAUAUAGCAAAACGUUUCUGAUACCGGAAAACUUUCUUUUCUUACUUUUUGGUGUUGUUUUUUAAUCUGGAGAUCAGUGUCUUCAGAUGACUAUGUAUAUCUAUCAUUUAGCUCACAGAUGUAUAAUUUUCAAUGGUUUAUUCAUAUGUAUUUCCAUGUACUAUUAUUGUUUACUGUAUGAUACUUUAUACGAUAGUAAAUGAAUCAGUUAAUUAAUAGAUGUGCAAUUUUCAGGGAUUUAUCCCAAUACUCUACCAUAUAUUUUAUGGUACUAUUAACAUUUAUAGAUGCAAUUGCUAGAAAUUUUGACUAUGAUAUUUCAUAUAGAUAUAAAUGAACAUAGCAACAUGUACACUGAUAUGAAAUAUUACAAAUGUAUGUUCGAGAUGCCUGUUACUGUUUUCACAAUGAAGAUAUUAGUUCAGCAGCGUGCAUCAUUGAAAUUUUAGUAAUAUUGAGUAUGGUAUGCUGCACACAGAUAGAAAUGAUCUAAAAGCAGGUCUAUAGGAUUAAUACUUGUUAUAAAUCUCAAACUUUGUGUACAUGUAUAUUUUGCAGUGAUUUAAGUUGGACGAUUAAAUAGUCAUUACUAUUGUUCAAAAUGAUAGAUAAUAACUACGGUAAAUAAUACAGGUACUAUCAUGUAGAUGUAUAAUUUAUAAUUUUCAGAGGUUUAGUCAUAUGCUUAACCAUAAACUGCUAUUGUUUAUUUUAAUGGAACUUCUUUACAUAUAUAGACGAAGAUAACAUAAAAUCUUACAAAUGUUAGCUAGAAAUUUCGAUUAUAGUAUUUCAUACAGGCAUAGAUUCAAUAUUUAUAUUAAUGAAUGCAAUGUUUAUGUAUUUUGCCUAUUAAUAUCUUCUACGCGCUUGAUUACUAUACAAUAUGCAAUAACAUUGUUCCUGAUUCUACUUUCUGAUUAGAUGCGCUUUCGUAUUUAGUUUAUAUAAUACAGAUGGCUCAUCAAGUUCAACAAAAUUAUACAUAUUAGCACGUGAUGUGCGCUUGUCAUUAUAUUUAUACAGAACAUAAAUAUCAUUCGGGAAUUAACUAUUUAAGCGUAAACAUAUAUUUUACCUCCGGCAACACUGCCCCACGCCUACGCCUGUAGCACAAAUAUUUCUCCUGUUUAUAACCUUUUCUUUUCUUGUUUGCAUACUAUCGGGGGAUAGUGAAGGUAGACGACUUUCCGGAUGCCAGCAUACAACCACCAAACCCAUAGCUUGUUCAUUCGGCAUGACAUCGGGUUAUCGGUUUCUUUUGUACUUAGUAGGUAUUUUGUAUUCCCUCGUAAAUCGUCCAUGACCCUUGUCAUGCCUCAUUAUCGCCCUUGCUCCAAGUUUUCGCUUCUUUUCAGCUCACUACUAAUUUUUGAAAAUUUUUGCAACAUUCAGUACUUAUGCUCUAUGAAAUGUAAUAUUCUUGUCUCUUGUAAUGCAGCGCUACUCAUCAGAUUUCCACAUCCACGGGAAAAAAAUUCCGAUCUGAUACGCAAUUUAGCAUUAUUGCAGGUGUUUGUCUUUUCAUUAUUACAUUUGCCACGUAGAUUUACUUGCUCUUAGUAGUUGCUGGGGACGUACAUCCUAAUCAGGGACCAACAUCAAUAGCUUCAUCUUCUGAAACAAAUUCUAGUGAUGAGUCGCUCAUGGAAAUUCUCAAUGUCCCGAAUCAUCUAUCGGUAAUCCAUUAUAACGUCCAAAGCCUGCAUCAUAAGGUUGACCUACUAGCAGCUGACCUGAGCUCUUUUGAUGUCUUGACCUUUUCCAAAACCUGGUUAAAUGACUCCAUUUUCACUGACAAAAUACUGUUCUAAGGUUUUCACAAACCAGUUCGUAAGGACCGUCUCGGCGACAGCCACAGCGGGGUAAUAGCGUACGUAAUAUAUCAUAUAAACUUUCGUCAGAAGACAGGACCUAGAGAUUCUCAAUGUUGAAUGCAUCAGGUUAGAACUAAGACUGUGUAACACUAAAAAGGUAUUAAUUGGCAUAUUUUAUUGUCCACCAAACUAAAAUGUCAACUACCUUACUCUCAUUGAAAAUUCUAUUGGACUUGCCGUUGAUACAGGAAUCAGAGAUGUUAUUAUUACAGGCGAUUAUAAUCUGAACACACAGGUCGAUAGUAGCUAUAGGAAAAUUGACUCACUCUGUCAAAAGUUUGGACUGAAUCAGUGCAUUGAAGAACCGACAAAUUUCACUGAACACUCUUCUACUAUCAUUGAUCUUCUCUUUGUUUCUAACAAGUCUUCAAUAGUUCUUUCGGGUGUCGGCGACCCUUUCCUCCAACAAAUCGUUCGGAACCAUUGCCCGAUCUAUGGCUUGUUCAAAUUUCGUAAACCUACAUCUCCAGCGACACAUUUUGAGAUACAAGGACGCCACGGAAAAAUGCAGAAGCUGAUUGGAACGGUCUUAGACAAUCCCAAAUCAAUGACUCAAACAGCCAGCUACCAGAUAUUCCAAUGAAAGAGCCUGGACAGAUUCUGGACUCAAUUGUAAUACACCCUUCUGAAGUUAUUGGUGCUAUUUAGUGCUAUUAAGUGCUUAGAUGUAGCCAAAGCGUCUGGUCCUGAUGGCAUUAGCAACCGAGUUCUUGUUGAAGCAUGUGAUCAGCUUUCCAUCCCCCUUUGCGAUCUCUUCAAUGCCUCUUUGAACUCAACUACAAUGCCCACAGUGUGGAAACUAUCGAAUGUGUGCCAUAUUUAAGAAGGGUGACCCAUCUUUACCAUCCAACUAUCGCCCUAUUUCACUUCUUAAUAACUAUUGAGAAAGUCUUCGAAAAAAUCAUAUUCAAACAUCUGUUUAUUUUCUUCCACGACACUAAUUUCUUUACUUGUUGCCAGUCUGGUUUCAUGCCAGGCGACUCCACUGUAUAUCAAUUCGCCUAUCUCUACAAUACAUUUUGCAGUGCUCUCGAAAAGGACUAAAAGUCAGGGUUAUAUUUUUUGAUAUUAGCAAGGCUUUUGAUGAGGUUUGGCACCGCGGUCUUCUGAAAAAAAAAACUUGAGCGCACGGGUAUCCAUGGAAAUCUACUGCGUUUCAUUUAUUCGCCCAAUAAUGGAAUAUGCAGAUGUAGUUUGGGACAACUGUAGCCAAUACGAAAACGAUGAUCUUGAGAAAAGUCAAAACGAGGCUGCUCGUAUUGUUACUGGUUGAACCAAACUAUGCUCCAUUCGUAACUUACAGCAAGAAACAGGAGCCCUUGUGGGAAAGGCGACACAAGCAUAAACUUGUACUUUUCUUUAAGAUGGCCUUGUUCCUGGUUACCUGUCGUCCCUUGUUCCGGAUACGGUAGGACAGGUUACACAAAUGAGGUUGAUAAAUUUCUUUUUUCCAUCUGCAAUUGACAGCUGGAAUGCUCUGCCCAACGAGGCCAAAGAGAACAGAUGUUUAGACUCUUUCAAAAGCUACCUAAACACAAACAAACCCAAACCCGACUCACUGUUAUAUUAUGGUGCCCGGCAAGCACAGGUUCUUCAUGAUCGUCUUAGAACUGACUGAAGCGGUCUUAACCAAGAUUUAUUCUCAAAAACAUUAUUCAUUCGCCUCUCUGCGCUUGUGGUGCCAUUGAAACUACAUACCAUUAUCUAUGCCUUUGUCCUAACUUCUCCGAUAUCAGAAUAGAGCUCUUUGACAGCAUAAGACAUCUAGCGGACAUCACGCACAAGAAUCCACUCUACGGCGAUGGUAACUUAAGCUUGCAACAAAACAAGCCGAUAUUUGACGCUGUACAUCGCUUCAUUAUAGCGUCAAGGCGAUUUGACAAUAGUAAGUAUAUCAAGUAUGUUCGGCCUUAUAAGUCACACGAACCCUAACCCUUCCCCAACUCUUCAAUUUUCUCUACUUUUUUUUCAAAAUUACCUCUCUUUAAUACUAAACAUAAUCAUGCGCCAAUUUUCAAUUUCUAUAAACAUCUUCUGCUAUUUAGCAAUUGUUGUAGUAAUUUCAUACUCCAGUACACAAUUGCAUAGGUAAAACAACUAGCGACAUUUUAAACCAGACAAAGUUACUAUUUUGAUUUACUACUGCUCAAAAAUGAAGCUAUCAAAAGCAAAUUUAAGAUCAUUACUUGAUAAUUUUUACGUACUCAUCUCACAACUUUUCAAAUUUUCUUGUUCGCCAUUUUCUAAAACUAUUUUAGUUAAUUCUAUCAUUCCAAUCCUUUUCCUAUUGUGUGUAGUCCUGUCAUGCAUAAAUGUACAUUACGAAAUGAAUAUGUUUAAACUAAAUGAAAGGUUCAAGAUCUUGCAACAAAACCGUUAUCUGACAAUAUAUUUGCAGCAACUAUGAAAAUGUCCACUGUCCUUGACAUUAGUUAUCUAAGUCUGUAAAUAUUUUUUGUCCCCCGCCGAUGAAAGCAUGCAUCACCCCGCCACCUCCACCACCCCCACCACUUUUUUUUCAUUUUUAAUCAUCAAUAAUUAUAAUCAACAUAUGAUGUUUUGUA